AUGCUCAACCGGGCUAACCCGUACCCCAGGAAGAAGGUGGCCAUUGUGGGUGGCGGCUGCACUGGGAUUGCGGCGUUAUGGGCGCUCAACCGCAGCCCCCACGAUGUCUACAUCUACGAGGCCGCUGACCGGCUGGGUGGCCAUGCCAACACGGUUGAAUUUGUCAAGGGGAAGUACAAGACCUUGGUCGACGCGGGCUUCAUCAUCGUGAACUCGGAGACCUACCCGAACUUCAUCAACUUCCUCAAGCAUAUCGGCGUGGAUACGGCUCCCGUCAACAUGACCUUCUCCGUUUCGCGGGACCAGGGUCGUUUUGAGUGGGCCGGCUCGAGCCUGGAUGCUCUUUUCUGCCAGCGGACGAACUUGCUCUCGCCCAAGAUGUGGCGUAUGAUCUUCGACAUGGUCCGCUUCAACCACUUUGCUAUCGACGUCUUGAGAGCGGCUUCGCCGCCUGAUGAGACGGUAGGGGAGUACCUGGAGCGGGAGGGCUAUUCGAACGCCUUCCGCGAUGACUACCUGCUCCCGAUGGCGGCGUCCAUCUGGACCAUAAGCCCGGACAAGUGCGCGCUCGACUUCCCAGUCGUGACUAUGGUGCGCCUCCUGUGGAACCACCAUCUGCUCUCAACCACGUCCUUCGCUUCGAAACCAGCCUGGCUCACCUUCGCAACGGGGUCGCGGACGUACAUCAACAAGGUCAUGAGUGGCUUCCCGCCCAAUCACGUGCGGCUCAACACUGCCGUGUCGAAGCUCACCAACGAGCCCGAUGGACGGGUGCGCCUGCACACCGCUGACGGCUCCUCCGAGGUGUUCGACCACGUCAUCUUGGCCACCCACGGCGACCAGGCAUACUCGAUCGUUCGCGACUCGGCCACCGAGCAGGAGCGAGCCAUCCUGCAGAACUUCCGGACCGCGCCCAACGUGGCGGUGCUCCACUCGGACGCCUCGCUGAUGCCGGAGAACCGGAAGGCCUGGUCGAGCUGGAACUACCUGACGAGGUCGUCGCCGCUGACAGGCCGGGGCCACGUCGACCAGGUUUGUGUCACGUACGACAUGAACACCGUGCAGCAGAUCCCUUACAGGGCAUUCGGCGACGUCUUCCUGACGCUCAACCCGCUGCACGAGCCGGAUCCCAAGACGGUGCAGGGACGGUACACGUACCGACACCCCCUGUACACCCCGGCGACCAUCCGCGCCCAGCAGCAGCUGGACAGCAUCCAGAACAAGAGGGGCAUCAGCUACGCGGGUGCAUGGACCGGCUACGGCUUCCACGAGGACGGAUUCAACAGCGGGGUUCGUGUGGCGGUGGAGCACCUCGGCGGCAAGAUCCCGUUCGAGUACAGGGACUUGGCCUCCAUCCGCGGCGAGCGACCUGCGUUGACCGUGACUGGCAGAAUCGUCAGGUUCAUUGUUCUUCUUGUCCAGCUUUUUUUUCUUGCUGUUUUGGACAGGCUGGUGGACAGGGUUGAGGGACUGGCCGCCAAGUCCACCACCCGGCGGCUCGCGAUGAGGGUUAAGGGCCCUGCUGCCAUGAAGCAUGAGAAGAAGCAUUAA
Messenger RNA from Chaetomium strumarium, 1551 nucleotides. RefSeq lists its product as uncharacterized. Lineage: Eukaryota; Fungi; Ascomycota; Sordariomycetes; Sordariales; Chaetomiaceae. Gene Ontology annotation, molecular function: oxidoreductase activity. Bases 1 to 1551 code for a protein of 516 amino acids. The transcript has 3 exons. The record is from RefSeq and is a predicted model, not a curated record.